CGGUAAAACUUUCCUACUGGCUCAUACCGGAUGUGUCGCACUAAAAACGCGACUCUACCGGAUAUUAAAGCGGACCGAAAGGAAAGUGGAAGAGACUGAAUCACAAUGAACACCCGGGGACUCCGCUCUCAGCUGAAAGACAGUGUACCUGUGGCAGGCCUCUGUCCUCGGGGACCGUAUGGAAUCCAGGACUCUCUGCGGAGCGGCUUUACCAGUGUAAAGAAUGAGCUCCUUCCCAGCCACCCACUGGAGCUGUCAGAAAAGAACUUCCAGCUGAACCAGGACAAGAUGAGUUUCUCGACUCUCAGAAACAUCCAGGGUCUUCAUGCUCCACUGAAACUGCAGAUGGAGUACAGGGCAGCCAGACAGAUCCAACGCCUGCCAUUCUUACAGAGUUCAAACCUGGCUCUGGAUACGCUGCGAGGCAGCGACGACUCCAUUGGCUUUGAGGACAUCCUCAACGAUCCAGCCCAGAGCGAAAUGAUGGGAGAGCCUCACAUGAUGGUGGAAUACAAACUGGGACUGUUGUAAAAGAAAAUGGACGCAGAUCCACACACAUCUCUAGUUUAUUAUUUGUUUAUAGGCUCAAAAACAAGAAGUCACCGACUCAGGUUCUGGGGCUUAAUGGGUGGGGUGGGUGGGGGCUGGGCUGAGAUUGUAAAUGACGUGGAUCUGGAGUCUUAAACAGGCAUUCAGGGCUGCUUUUGUAUUAUUCCAAUCUGGCUGGUAUUUCUAUUAAACUUCAUAACCGUC
This is a messenger RNA of Xiphias gladius (swordfish), 753 nucleotides long. RefSeq names its product proteasome maturation protein. Bases 106 to 531 code for a protein of 141 amino acids. The record is from RefSeq and is a predicted model, not a curated record. The transcript has 6 exons. NCBI's taxonomy places the organism in Eukaryota, Metazoa, Chordata, Actinopteri, Istiophoriformes, Xiphiidae. Gene Ontology annotation, biological process: proteasome assembly. Gene Ontology annotation, cellular component: cytoplasm; nucleus.